AUGUUGAGGAACUUGAGAGUUGCAAAACGCUCCAUACACCUGUCAAGCAGAUUGGCAGAUGCAGUAGUGGUGUCAGGAACCAAACUUGCACAAUCAAUCAGGUCUCUGGUUGCUCAAAAGAUUGUUGAAUACAAUCAACAGAAGUUCCCACACCCCAACCAAGUUGCUGGUGCAGCAUCUACUUCAUCUGUUCCUGAACUUAAAUUCAAGCCAUCAUUAACUAUCAUUCAGGUAGGAUCAAGGCCCGAUUCUUCCGCUUAUGUCAGAUCAAAGUUGAAGGCUGCAGCUUCCUCAAACAUCACCUCAUCGCUCAUAAGUUUGGAUGAAAACGUUUCGCAGGACUUCUUAUUGGAAGAGAUUGACAGACUCAACAAAGAUCCAUCCGUCAAUGGUAUAUUGAUCCAGUUACCUUUACCAAGACACAUCAAUGAAACUUUGGUUACUAAUUCUGUUGCUACUGAAAAGGAUGUCGAUGGGUUCGACCGUUACAACGUUGGAGAAUUAUCCAAGAGAGGUGGUGAGCCACUCUUCAAGCCAUGCACUCCAAGUGGUGUUAUUGAAUUAAUCAAAACUACUGGUAUUGUCAUGAGAGGUAAGAAGGCUGUCGUUAUUGGUAGAUCUGAUAUUGUUGGUACUCCAGUUGCUGCUAUGUUGAGAAAUGAAGACUGUACAGUUACUGUCUGCCAUCGUUACACUUUUGACUUACCAUCUAUAUUGAAGCUGGCUGAUAUCGUUGUUGCUGCUGUCGGUAUCCCUGAAUACGUUAAACUGGAUUGGAUUAAGGAAGAUGCUGUUGUCAUCGACGUUGGUAUCAAUUACAAAGAAGAUGCCAGUGCUAAAAAUGGACGUAAGUUGGUUGGAGAUGUAGACUAUAAGUCAGUUGCUAAGAAAGCAUCCUUCAUUACCCCAGUUCCUGGUGGAGUUGGGCCAAUGACUGUAGCAAUGCUUUGCUCCAAUGUAUUUGACGCUGCAAUGAUACAACAGGCCAGAUCUCACCAACACAGCUUCAAGCCAUUACCAUUGGAUUUAAAGAGUCCUGUUCCAUCGGAUAUCGCUAUUUCACGAGCUCAAAAACCAAAAAAGAUUACUAAAGUUGCAGAAGAAUUAGGAUUAUUAGAGAACGAAUUAGAGCCUUAUGGUCAUUACAAAGCAAAGGUUGAUCCUAAGAAAGUCAUUGCUAGAUUAGAUGCAAACGUUGAAGGUUCAGUAACUGAUAGAGGUAACUAUAUUUUGGUUGCAGGAAUCACUCCAACUCCUUUGGGUGAAGGUAAAUCUACUACCACUGUUGGCUUAACCCAGGCCUUAGGUGCUCAUUUGGGAUACAAUGCCAUCGCUAAUGUUAGACAACCAUCUAUGGGACCAACUUUUGGAGUCAAGGGUGGAGCAGCUGGUGGUGGUUAUUCUCAAGUCAUCCCUAUGGAUGAAUUCAACAUGCAUCUCACCGGUGAUAUUCAUGCUAUCAGUGCAGCUCAGAACUUACUUUGUGCCGCUGUUGACACUAGAAUGUUCCAUGAACAUACAUCUAAGACCAUAUCUGGAUUCUACAAGAGAUUAGUCCCAUCUAAGAAGGGUAAGAGAACUUUCACUCCUUCAAUGAUAAAAAGAUUGCAAAAGAUUGGAAUCAACAAAUUGAAUCCUGAUGAAUUGACCGAAGAAGAAAUUGAGAAGUUUGCUCAUUUAAAUAUUGACCCUGAUUCGAUUACUAUUAAGAGAGUUGUUGAUUGCAACGAUAGAUUUGUUAGGGAAAUUACUAUUGGUGAAGGUAAGAAUGAAGCCGGAAAAUUCCCUCCAAGAAAAUCUGGUAUGGACAUCACUGUUGCCUGUGAAUUAAUGGCUAUCUUAGCAUUGUCCAAGAAUUUGACUGACAUGAGAGAAAGAGUUGGUAAUGUUGUAGUUGGUACUCAAAGGGAAACUGGCCUUGCCAUCACCGCAGAAGACAUUGGUGCAGCCGGUGCCAUUACUGCUUUGUUAAAGGAUGCCAUUAAACCUAACUUGAUGCAAACACUUGAAGGAACUCCUGUCUUCGUUCAUGCUGGUCCAUUUGCUAAUAUCUCCAUUGGUGCAUCUUCUGUAGUUGCUGACCAAUUAGCUCUUAGGUUAACUUCUCCUCUGAAUGCUAUCAAUAGCGGACAGAAGGGUUUCGUUGUCACCGAAGCUGGUUUUGAUUUCACUAUGGGAGGUGAAAGAUUUUUCAACAUCAAAUGCAGAGCCUCUGGUUACAAGCCAGACACUGUUGUACUUGUUGCUACUUCGAGAGCCUUAAAAUUACAUGGUGGGGCUCCAGAUGUCAAGCCAGGCCAGUCUUUACCAGAAGCAUAUGUUACUGAAAAUUUGGGCUUCUUGGAAGCUGGCUGUGCUAAUUUAGCUAAACAAAUCUCCAACAUUAAACAAUAUAACGUUCCUGUUGUUGUUGCCAUCAACCAAUUUGAAACCGAUACACCAGCUGAAAUUGCAUUAAUUCAAAAGAAGGCUAUUGAAGCAGGUGCCAACUUUGCUGUCCCUUCCAACCAUUGGUCUGAAGGUGGAUUUGGAGCUAUGAAAUUAGCCGAAGCUGUUGUUGACGCUGUCACAUUGCAAACUGAAUCUGAAAGACAACAAAAGUUCUUGUAUGAUGUCAAUCAAACUGUUGAAGAAAAGCUCUUCACUAUUGCAUCAAAGAUGUAUGGUGCACUGGCUAUUGAAUUGUCUCCUUUAGCAAAGCAACAGAUUGAAACUUAUACAAGACAAGGCUAUGACAAAUUACCAAUCUGUAUAGCAAAGACCCAAUACUCCCUCUCCCAUGAUCCAGCAUUGAAAGGUGUUCCAACAGGAUUUACAGUCCCAAUCAGAGAAGUCAGAUGUUCAGCAGGAGCUGGUUAUCUAUAUGCAUUAGCUGCUGAAAUUAUGACUAUCCCAGGUUUACCUACUCACGCUGGGUUCAUGAAUGUCGAAGUUAAUGAAGAUGGAGAGAUAGAAGGUUUAUUCUAA
This is a messenger RNA of Dujonia railenensis, 2967 nucleotides long. The record is from the annotation of a GenBank genome assembly. Lineage: Eukaryota; Fungi; Ascomycota; Pichiomycetes; Serinales; Debaryomycetaceae.